Messenger RNA from Exophiala xenobiotica, 4235 nucleotides. RefSeq lists its product as uncharacterized. The record is from RefSeq and is a predicted model, not a curated record. Bases 456 to 3941 code for a protein of 1161 amino acids. Gene Ontology annotation, biological process: transmembrane transport. The transcript has a single exon. NCBI's taxonomy places the organism in Eukaryota, Fungi, Ascomycota, Eurotiomycetes, Chaetothyriales, Herpotrichiellaceae.
UGUGUCUCUUCCAUUUGCAUCUUUCUGACUUUCUUCGUCAUUCGUUGAAUCAGAUCAUCUUCUGAAAAUCUUUGUGUCUGAGAAACACACGCAUACUUUCCAAUCCCAGAAUCCAUCAUCUUAACCCAUCCCCCUCCUCUACCGGCCCCAACUCGACCGGCUGUCACCUGUUCGUCCGGAAGAUACCAGCAGAUAUCCGAGACAUUUUCAGCCCUCUCCUGUUCUCACGCGCUACUUCCCGCAAGAGCUUUCCACCGCAGCCGUUGCAAGCUCAGUAUCACUCGCUUGCUCCUGGCGCUGACAUCCAUUGUUCGAUCGGAAUUGCAGAAAGAAAGCCGAGGGCGAAAGAGCUGGAGCAUCAUUUUCCUUGAGUCGGUCGUUCGUGGAAGGCGGGAAGAUGCUGCACUACUAAAAGGUCGCAAAGAACGGCAAGAGAAGGAACCUUCGAUUCGUCCAUGACCAUGUAUGGUCAAAAUGAAAUCGUCCAGUCAAUGCCGGAGCCGAAGAGAAGAAGGGCACGUCCGUCCAGUCCAUCUGGAAGACCUCACCUACGACUAUCGAGCAGUCUGCCCACCAUCGUCCUCCUCCUCUCGUUCUUGUCGAUAUCAUUGACAGAAGCGGCCUUUGUUGAAUUUCACAAUUGUUUGGAUAAGAGUAUAGUCAAUUCGAGCCCGCGACUUCUUCAAUUCGAUCCACUUAACGUCUCGGCCAUAUUCAACACCAGUUCGGGCCUGCACAAUCUUAAUGUCACAAUCUAUGGCAAUGUCUCCGGUAGGGCGACAGCUCAGCCUUAUCCUGCCCCGGACGAUCCGUCAUGGAGCAAUCCAAAUGAUACCUUUGGCAAGAUUCCUGAUGUGAGCGAGUCCAACAACAAAUAUACCACUCUCUUUACUCGUUUCAACUUGCUCAGUUAUACUCCAUGGGAAGAUCAGCCUAGAAGGUUCUGUACCUCUGUGAUCAACGGAGAUUGUCCCCUGGCUCCCGCAUUCUACGCCAAUUCUAGCGAUCUUGAUGAAUUACCCGCGUUUUCUGUUGCGCAUAAUAUGGAGUCAAGCUACUCUUUCACCUCGAUUGAAGCGACCCUCCGCGUACAAUCGGGAGACGCCAACGGCCAAUAUUACAGUUGUAUCGCUGCGACAAUAACUCCAGACCUCGGAGGCUAUCUCAAAGGGAUCUUGAGAUACCUGCCUCUCGCAGUUCUCAUCGUUGUUGGCAUUGCAACUAUUGCAGCAGCUAUCCUGAGUCCAUGGGGAUCGGCUGAUCUCUUCAAUUGGAGCAGUAACUUCGGUCGCGAUGAAGAUUUACUUCGUUUGAUUACUCCUGGGUUUGGAGACUGCUUGCAAUACAUCCAAUUUGUGGUUCUCACAGGGAGUUUGAGCCUCAACUAUCCUGGCUUUUACCAGCCAGCAGUGAGCCGAGUCAGCUGGUCAGCGCUCAUGUUCAAUGAGAGUUUUGUUAGCGGAGGAAAUGGCACCAAGAGCCUCGUCGAUGGCGUCUACGAGUAUCGACCUGGAACAAAGUACGGACUCGACCGCAUGAGCCAACUGGUUGGCAUGUCCUCCGACAGGGACAUAUGGGCCGAUAUGAUCGUCUGGUUGGUGGUCAUUGUUGCUGCUGCGACAAUCCUGACUCAGCUGGGUUUUGCCGCACGCUGGGUAUAUCGGCAGAUCGCCAAUGAACCAGCAGAGGACUUGAGAUCCAAGAAUGGCCCGUUCACCAUUGGCAACGUCAUUCGCAUCGCCUUAAACUACUUCAUCCUCCCAUGGAUUGCUUUGUCAUUCUACCAACUUCUGAUAGCCUCCCGUGGUCCUGCUUAUUCGGUCGCACUCGCAGCAGUUUCAUUGGUGGUGGUUGUUCUCUUCGCCGUCCGGCUUAUGCUUCUUUUCGCCCAAACGAGACCACGAUCUUUCCUUUUCGAUGACCUCCUGACGGUGCUUGCCUACGGUCCUCUGUACAACACAUAUUGCGACGACGCUGCCACAUUCGCCAUGAUCCCGCUGCUGGUGAACUUCUUACGGGGCAUCGCGAUCGGUGCUGUCCAGCCUUCUGGAGUGGCACAAGUGGUACUCUUGGCCAUAUCUGAGAUUGUUCUCAUCUUGACAAUCAAUGCCUUCAGACCUUUCCCAUCCGCCACUUCGAUGAAUAUCUACCACACCUGUUUUGCUGUAAUACGACUCAUUACGAUUCUACUAUCUAUCGCCUUUGUACCUUCGCUUGGCGUUGGAGUUUCAACUCGAGGAUGGAUUGGAUAUGCUAUCCUAAUAAUUCAUGCCUGCACCCUUGUUUUUGGUUUCUUCCUCAAUGCUGUACAGACAUUGAUUGAAGUCAUUGCUCGAAUCGCCGGUGCUGGCGGCCGCGAUCAUGACACAGGUGCUGUUCCCCGAGGUGGCCUCAACAAAGUGUUUGGCAUGCGACAGUUGUCCCGACGACUCCCACGAAGGGAUGCAAACUCACGCCAUAGUAUGGCUUCCAAUGCUGCCAUACUUAAUUCUAUGGAAAAUGAACAGAAGCAAUUACAGAUGGCAAAGACGAGAUCUCGCAGUGUCUCGGCAGCGUCUGGUGCAUUGCUGGACAGCGGGAGAAGCUCUCACAGACUGAGUUCAAAUAUUGAUGGACGAGCGUUGGGCCAAGCGACACCUGAUCGAUCUAGCAAAGCCUCAAGACGUCUUACCAACAGACUCAGCGGUACUGCUUCGCUGGGUGGAAUUGUCGGACUUCACCACAAAACCGAAACCAAGGACCCAUAUUAUCGGCCUCCUCGUCGAAAUACUAUAGACCCACUUGCUGGAAAUGACGCUUGUGCAAUCGCUACUGUUGCAGGCGAAGGUUCAAAAGAUGUGAAGCCGGAUGAACGAGCACUCGACGAUGACGCUGGUGAAGGUGCAUCUACACCUUUGCGACAAGAUGAUGAACCCUACGAAGAUGUUGCCAUCGAUACGCCACGGUCAAAGACCGACUAUGCUGUCCGAGAAGUGGACUUCUAUUACGGUGUCCGUGGCGCUGCACUGUCUAGUGGAACACGAAAACUGAAGACUGGUCCGGCCGAUCCUACGGGACCAGUCUCGACAGCCAGAGGCUGGUUCAAGGGGUUACUUGGCGGCAAGACCAAGGAGAAAACCAAAGGGUUCGAGGUCGUGCGCAGUGCUCGUGCUCCUCCACCAGGCCUCUUUCCUCAUGUUUCUGAACCCGAAGCUCAUCCGGUCGAACCAUAUCACGAUGAGCAGCAGAAUGUUGCAGACAGUCGACCUGACCGCGUCAGUUCGAGAAUCGCAUCGCCGCCACCACAACGACAGAGUCUUUAUGAUGAUGAUGAUGAGUCAGUCGUUGAGUCCGACGAGGAAGAGGAGCCGAUUCCACGUGUCGCAGCACAACCUCCUUCCCUCCCUCUAGUCGAGUCAGUGGGAGGGAUUGAGCUGCCAAGUCGAAUCGGGUCUGAAGUAUCACGAAAGUCUCGCAAUAGACCUCCACCAACGGAUAUUCCAGACGUUCCUGCUGUACCAGCUCUACCGCGAAAGAGCUCUCGGCGACAAUCCGGCUCAGACACGGGAUCGCGGACAAGAAUGCCUCCAUCGUUUCCUCCAACAAAAUACCCGGAUCACAAAGGCUACGGCCAGAACCUCAGUGCGAGUCGCAUACCAUUUUCGAAUACUCAACCGUCAGCUGCACGCAACAAGCGAUAUUCGACCGGAGCAGAGUCCACGACAUCGAGUAUCACGCGCGAACCAGAUGAGAAUGUGCCUGCUCCGGCAUCCUAUAUCACUCAGCUUCGACACUCUGCAUCGGCAUUGGGCCCUGCACAUGGAGCCGACAUUCGCAAUGAUCGGCCGUCAACAAUGGGCUUUGUCCAGCAACACCGAGCGAGCGAUCAUAUUCACUAUAACCCGAAUUCACCAGAGUUCCAGGGUAGUACGGCCGAGGUACAUGGACGGCCGCGCCAUUGAACAUGAUCAUUUGGUACAUGACGAUUUUUUCAAUUAUAGGAGGACAGAGCAACAGCCAUUCGACCACAUGAAUUGAAUUGUGGUCUGUCAGAUAUAUACAACAGCGCGGCGUCCAGGUUUGUCAUCUUUUAUGUCACCUAUCUAUCUAUGUAAUUUGACGACUGGGCUUCUUUUUGAUCUGAUACCAUGGUACUGGUACAAAAGUCGGAUUUCACGCUUAUCACGGUCGGAGAAGGAAGAAGGAUCAAGUACAGUAUAUUCUAAUUAUAUAUACACAUGGCACUUUUGUCCUCA